Molecule: messenger RNA, 930 nt
Organism: Thamnophis elegans (Western terrestrial garter snake)
Lineage: Eukaryota; Metazoa; Chordata; Lepidosauria; Squamata; Natricidae
Product: olfactory receptor 8S1-like
Exons: 1
Coding region: 4-930 (308 amino acids)
Biological process (GO): G protein-coupled receptor signaling pathway
Cellular component (GO): membrane
Molecular function (GO): olfactory receptor activity; G protein-coupled receptor activity
Source: RefSeq, a predicted model, not a curated record
GAGAUGGAAAAUCAGACUGAAAUAAAAGAGUUUAUACUCUUGGGACUUUCAAAAGAUCCUUAUAUACAAGAUUUUCUUUUUGUCUUGUUUUUAAUAAUCUUCUUAGUGACAUUAUUAGGCAACAUGGUGAUUAUACUUGUGACGAGGAUUGAGUUUACCCUCCAGACUCCCAUGUUCUUUUUUCUCAGACAUUUAGCUUUUGCCGACAUCUGCUAUUCAUCAGUUACUGUUCCAAAAUUGUUAGGAAACCUCAUAACAAAGAAGAAAACCAUUUCUUGGGAAGGAUGCAUUUCACAGAAUUUCUUCCUUUUCCAAACAGUUUGUGCAGAAGUGUUCAUCCUCUCAGCAAUGGCUUAUGAUCGAUAUGUUGCUAUAUGUGACCCACUGCAUUAUACCAUAAACAUGACCAAAGAAACCUGUAAACAGUUAGUGGGUUUGUCCUGGGGAAUGGGUUUCUUGUACGGUAUGGCAAAUGCACUGCCACUGUUAAAUCUGCAGUUUUGUAGUAACAAUACCAUCAGACAUUACAGCUGUGAACUUCCCUCACUUUUGGCUUUGUCUUGUAUCAAUUAUAUUGUUCUUCUUAUCUCUAUCUUUAUAUUUGGUUUGAGUUCAUUUCUUUUCACCCUGGUGUCUUACAUUUACAUCAUUUCAACCAUCCUGAAAAUUAAUUCAGCAGAAGGCAGGCAAAAAGUGUUUUCCACCUGCAGUUCCCACCUCAUUGUAGUGGGCUUAUUUUACAUUACAGGUUUCUUCCGGUAUACAAAGCCAAAUUUAGAAUCACUCAUGGAUUUGGACAAAGUGAUCUCUAUUCAGUAUAGCAUCCUAACACCAAUGUUGAAUCCCAUCAUAUACAGUCUCAAGAACAAAGAGAUCAAAUCUGCUUUGGUGAAAUUGUUUGGAAAAUAUAACCCCAUUUCUAAUCCAUAA